GGGCGUGCUUUUGACGCCGGGUCUUCCGGGACUUGUGCUUUCCAGUUUCCUUCCGACCCACGGGUGAGCCACUGAUCAGAAGUGCCUGUCAAGAUGGAAGUGAAUCCUCCCAAACAGGAGCACCUGCUGGCUCUAAAAGUGAUGCGAUUGACUAAGCCUACUUUGUUCACCAACAUUCCUGUAACAUGUGAAGAGAAAGACUUGCCUGGUGAUCUCUUUAACCAGUUAAUGAGAGACGAUCCUUCAACUGUAAAUGGUGCAGAGAUUUUAAUGUUGGGAGAAAUGUUGACUUUACCCCAAAAUUUUGGGAAUAUAUUUUUGGGAGAGACCUUUUCCAGUUAUAUCAGUGUUCAUAAUGACAGCAAUCAAGUUGUAAAAGAUAUACUGGUGAAGGCGGAUCUUCAGACAAGUUCUCAGCGUUUAAACCUUUCAGCCUCCAAUGCUGCCGUGGCUGAGCUUAAACCCGAUUGUUGUAUUGAUGAUGUCAUACACCAUGAAGUCAAGGAAAUUGGAACACACAUCUUGGUGUGUGCUGUGAGUUAUACAACUCAGGGCGGAGAAAAAAUGUACUUCAGAAAAUUCUUCAAAUUUCAGGUCCUCAAACCAUUGGAUGUGAAAACCAAAUUUUACAAUGCAGAGAGUGACCUCAGUUCUGUGACUGAUGAAGUCUUUCUCGAAGCUCAAAUUCAGAACAUUACAACCUCACCCAUGUUUAUGGAGAAAGUGUCACUGGAGCCGUCAAUAAUGUACAAUGUAACAGAAUUAAAUUCGGUGACCCAAGCCGGGGAAUGUGUAUCUACAUUUGGAUCCAGAGGAUAUUUGCAGCCAAUGGAUACACGCCAGUACUUAUACUGCCUAAAGCCCAAGAAGGAAUUUGCAGAAAAAGCUGGCAUCAUUAAAGGCGUAACAGUCAUUGGAAAAUUGGACAUAGUGUGGAAAACAAACCUAGGUGAAAGGGGACGGUUACAGACCAGCCAGCUUCAAAGAAUGGCUCCAGGUUAUGGAGAUGUUAGGCUAUCUUUAGAAGCCAUCCCAGAUACCGUGAACCUAGAAGAACCUUUCCAUAUUACCUGUAAAAUCACAAACUGCAGCAGUGAGAGGACGAUGGACCUGGUCCUGGAAAUGUGCAAUACUAAUUCUAUCCACUGGUGCGGGAUUUCGGGAAGACAGCUAGGAAAGCUGCAUCCAAGCUCCUCACUCUGCCUGGCCCUGACUCUCCUGUCUUCAGUACAGGGGCUCCAGAGUGUCUCUGGCCUAAGACUCACUGACACAUUCUUAAAGAGAACAUAUGAAUACGACGACAUUGCGCAAGUCUGUGUGGUCUCGUCAGCCGUGGAAGUGGAAGCCUAAGGAAAAUUCCUAAUGUUAAAUUUCUUGUUUAAUCACAGAACUGUUCCCUGUAUUUUGUCAGCUUUGUGAAAUGAUGAACAGCAAAAAUAAGUAUAUGUUAUUUAAAUUUGUUUUCUGUAAAACAGUUAAAUAGUAAAUAUUUGUUGUAAAAGCA
This is a messenger RNA of Microtus oregoni (creeping vole), 1504 nucleotides long. RefSeq names its product trafficking protein particle complex subunit 13 (gene Trappc13). The transcript has 13 exons. The record is from RefSeq and is a predicted model, not a curated record. Bases 94 to 1350 code for a protein of 418 amino acids. Lineage: Eukaryota; Metazoa; Chordata; Mammalia; Rodentia; Cricetidae. Gene Ontology annotation, cellular component: TRAPPIII protein complex.